Colletotrichum spaethianum is the source of this 243-nucleotide messenger RNA. RefSeq lists its product as uncharacterized. The record is from RefSeq and is a predicted model, not a curated record. Bases 1 to 243 code for a protein of 80 amino acids. The transcript has a single exon. Lineage: Eukaryota; Fungi; Ascomycota; Sordariomycetes; Glomerellales; Glomerellaceae.
AUGAGCGCACUCCCGCAGGGCACGGGCAACUUCAACCGCGAGGGAAAUGCCUUGAGCAAGCAAGCAAGUCUGGACGGAGAAGCACCGAGCGGCGGCGCCCAGGACCAGCUUUCGGUAUCCCCUUGCUUUGCCCUUGGGGUGCCCUGGGGCUCUUUUGCGUGCCAGUUCUUUGGCUGGCCCGAGGCCCGGGGCAGCCCAGACUGCCAUCCGCGGGGAGGGGCCGCCGGGGCCCAGAGCAAGUGA